CCUGCUGAUGCUCAAAUAGUUGCGGCAAAGAAAGUUAUCAUCUUUUCACAUUACCAGCAGUCAUGUGCAACAGGAUGAUACGCAAGAGAAAAGGCGCUGGUGUUUACCUGGCUGCAGCUGUUAUUCUGACGUGUUAUUUUGCGCAAACUUUAGACUGUUAUCGUCUGAAGAAAACAGAAAGACGAGAAGGGAGAAAAGAUGCCGAUGCAACAAAUGGGUUCCAAGAGGGGACAAUUGUUUUCGGGAGAGCUUUUGAAAAAGGGUCAGGUCUUGAUUCUCAAGUCACAGACGGGACCAAUAAAUCAUCCUCAAACGCUUAUGAGGAGGAUGAAGGUGAUUAUCAAGCAGACGCUGCAGGUUGGAUGAGCCCAACACAAGUGGCCAGUCCCCAAGACUCAUCAUGGAAGAGCAUGUCGCCCUCACUGCAGUGUGGUUCGGGCCAGUUGAAGUUCAGAGCGGUGGAACCAGGAGCAUCACAAUUUGCAGUAGAACAAGGAAAUGCACCUCCAAUGCCUCUGUCCCAGGUCCCGUCUACCUGUGGCUACAGCAUGCAGAGGAACUCACAUGCACUUGUCAUGUUGGUUCCCUAUGAUGGCUGCAACAUGGUUCAAGAGGGUGGAAGUUAUGUACUCCCGAUGCGUUGGCAAGGAAUUCCAGUAUCUCUCUCUGGUGUUCCAAACCUGCCUCACCUCCUGCCUCACCUACUGCUGCAACUCCUGCUUCCAAGACAACUUUCCCCAAUUCCCCUGUAGCUCAAUACCCUGAUAUACCUCA
This is a messenger RNA of Gymnodraco acuticeps, 774 nucleotides long. RefSeq lists its product as uncharacterized. The coding region runs from base 63 to 752 and encodes 229 amino acids. NCBI's taxonomy places the organism in Eukaryota, Metazoa, Chordata, Actinopteri, Perciformes, Bathydraconidae. The transcript has 4 exons. The record is from RefSeq and is a predicted model, not a curated record.